Boeremia exigua is the source of this 1116-nucleotide messenger RNA. Its product is annotated as isoprenoid synthase domain-containing protein. The record is from RefSeq and is a predicted model, not a curated record. The transcript is spliced from 2 exons. Gene Ontology annotation, biological process: ubiquinone biosynthetic process; isoprenoid biosynthetic process. Gene Ontology annotation, cellular component: transferase complex. Bases 1 to 1116 code for a protein of 371 amino acids. NCBI's taxonomy places the organism in Eukaryota, Fungi, Ascomycota, Dothideomycetes, Pleosporales, Didymellaceae. Gene Ontology annotation, molecular function: prenyltransferase activity.
AUGGAUCCCUUCCAGACAGUAGCACGCGAGAUGAAGUUUUUGACGGGGAACAUACGAUCGCUACUCGGCUCCGGGCACCCUACGCUGGACACGGUCGCAAAAUACUACACACAAAGCGAGGGCAAAUACGUGCGCCCUAUGCUCGUUCUGCUCAUGAGCAGAGCUACAGCAUUGACCCCCAAGAUCGCGCGUGGAGGAAGUGGCAGCAACAGCGUCGACGAACCAAUUACCAGCUCAUCGAUACUCAGUGACGGCAACCCGGGAGCCGGCAUAUCCGACAUCACACACGACGCCGCCUACACCUCCACUGACUCCGACAUUCUUCCCUCGCAACGCCGCCUGGCCGAGAUCACGGAGCUCAUCCACACCGCUUCCCUCCUCCACGACGACGUUAUCGACCACUCUGUUGCUCGUCGCGGCGCGCCCUCCGCAAACGUCGAGUUCGGCAACAAGAUGGCUGUCCUAGCCGGCGAUUUCCUCCUCGGCCGCGCCUCAGUCGGGCUCGCACGGCUGCGGGACCCUGAAGUGACAGAGCUGCUCGCGACUGUUAUUGCCAACCUCGUUGAGGGCGAGUUCAUGCAGCUGAAGAACACCGCCCGCGACGAGAAGAACCCUGUCUGGACCGAAGACACCGUGACGUACUACCUGCAGAAGACAUACCUCAAGUCAGCUUCUCUGAUCUCGAAGUCGUGUCGCGCCGCUGCUGUGCUGGGUGGCAGUACGCCGGAGGUCGUCGAGGCGAGCUACCAGUAUGGAAAGAACCUGGGCAUGGCCUUCCAGCUGGUCGACGACAUGCUGGACUACACAAUAAGCAGCGAGGAGCUAGGGAAGCCAGGCGGUGCGGAUUUAGAGCUAGGUCUUGCAACGGCGCCUCUGCUGUUCGCGUGGAAGGACAACCAGACGCUAGGCAAGCUCGUGGGCAGGAAGUUUGGCGAGAAGGGCGACGCGCAGAAGGCACGCGAAAUCGUACUCGCCAGCACCGGCCUCCAGCAAACGCGCGCCCUGGCCCAGGACUACGUCGACAAGGCCAUCGAGGCCAUCGCGCCGUUCCCCGACAGCGAUGCCAAGAACGGCCUGAUUGAGAUGUGCACCAAGGUGCUGCAGCGGAGAAAGUAG